UUCUAGUUAAAGUUUAUUUUGAAUAACCUAUUCUACAUGCACUCUUUUGUCAAAAUGUUUUGACUAAAUCCUUGUGACAAAAUAAACACAUAUUUAAUAUGAACCGGGUUCAUAAAAUAAAACUAAAAUAUAUACCACGGAAAUCCAUCAGCAACUUGGCUCUUUUUGUUUACAUGCGAAUCUAUGGGCGGACCCAAUUAAUAGGUAACGAGUCAAGUUAUUCGUAGUAGCUCCCUUCUUUCUUAACCAAGUCGCAACUUUGACCGGCCGGAUUUGGAUGGUCCGUCAGGGGAUUAAAGGAAUAACUAGAAUAAAUUUAGGAACAUCUGGAGAUGGGUAUGAUCGGGUGGUUAAGCUGGUGGCACGAUAAUACUCUAAUGGUCCGUUAGUGAUCCAAAUUUGUCGUUCAAAAAAAAGUAGGGGUGUGCAAAAACCAAAGCAUAACCGAAAACUUAAUUGUUAACCGAAAAAAUUAACUGAAAAUUGACCAAACCCAUUAGUUAUGGUUAAACAAUCUUCACCGGAAAUGAACAUAAUUUCUAAAAUAUAUAAUUCAAGUUGGUGAACAUUAAAUUUUUAUAUUUUAAUAGCUUGCAAUAUUUGUUGUUACUUGGUAAUUAGCAGGGGCGGAACCAGAGGGGGGUCAAGAGGGUCCGUUGACCCUCCGGUCACCGGAACUUUUAGAAUUUUUAUUUAUAAAAUUUGAGUUUUUGAAGAACAAUCAUAGAGAUGGACCCCCUAAUUUGAACCAGUAUAGAAUAUAAGCUUAUGAUGACCCCCUAACUAAAUCGUUCUGGUUCCGCCACUGGUAAUUAGGUUAUGGAGUCUUAACUAUUGUUGUUGUUUAUUUAUAAAUCAUAUUUUGUGUUUCUAGAAACUAACAGGGAUCGUUCGGGUUUUGUAGUUCGUGUCAUACUUUGUAAAUUUAUUGAUUUGUUCUUCAUUUUUCAAUAAGAUGUUUUCGAUUAUGAACUCACAUGAACCAUGCAUUUUACCAUGUAUAACCUAGUAUAGAACAUCAUAAUCAAACCAUUUUCAGUUUAAACAAAGCAAAAAAAAUAAAAAUAAGAACAAAAAUACAUUGGACAAUCAACCAAAAAUAACUAAAACUGGUUUAUAACCAACGGUUAACGGAAUCAUGCUUAACUGACCAUUGGUUAUAGUUAUGGUUAAGUAAUUCUCCAAAACCAAAUUUCGGUUAUUGUUAUUGUUAAGGUUAAGCCUUCAUAACUGAACCGACUUUGGAUAUCCCUAACUAAGAGGAAAAGAGCCAUGAAAACCGGAUAAAAAAAGCAAUAUUUUCUAAAACGGACCUCUACCCGUUAUUUUAAAAAUUCACAAAUAACGUUUUUUUUUAAAUAUGACAUGUUCUAACCCAAACAAACCCGUUAAGACUUAUUACCCCGCCUAAACAAGUAACCCACCCCUUUCACAAGUUUAAGAAAUCAAGUUGCAUGGUGGGGGUAACAAAGCAAGUGUGAUAAAAAGACAAACCAUCGAUAAAACCAAACUCAUUUGGCUACUUCCUUCCUUCCUUCCUCCUCGAACCACCCUCGCGCCCACCUUUUACCUUCAAAUUCACCCCUAUAAAUCUUUUCAUAUCACUCCUCAUUUUUCCACUUCAAAUUCAACAACUCAAUUCCAUUUAUCAUCAUCAAUGGCUUCCGAACAAGAAUCCUCAACUCUAGACCUCAUCCGCCAACACCUCCUCAUCGACGACGCAUCCUUCUUUCAAACCUACCCUCAAACUUCACCAUCAACUAAUGGUAACGUUGAAACUAAUUACCGUAAUACUUUAAAAGAACGAAAACCCGCUAUAAACAUCUCAAUUCCCUUAGUGGCGGAAAGAAUACAUUAUAGAGGAGUAAGACAACGGCCGUGGGGAAAGUUCGCAGCCGAAAUCCGUGACCCGAAUAAAAAAGGAACACGGGUUUGGUUGGGGACGUUUGACACGGCCGUACAAGCAGCUAAGGCGUACGACCGUGCAGCGUUUAAGCUUCGUGGUAAUAAGGCGAUAUUAAAUUUCCCGUUGGAAAUUGGGUGUUCGCUGGUGGAGGUGAAGAGUAGUGGGCGGAAAAGGGUUGUUAGAGAGACGGAACUAGAUGUUGAACCCUGGAAACAACCGAAAGUUGAGCCGGAAACCAAGGUGUGUGACGUCGUUAAGACAACGGAUGGGGGUGGUGUUGUGCCGUUAACACCGUCUAGUUGGACGGCUGUUUGGGAUUUUGGUGAGGGUAACGGGAAAGGGAUAUUUGAGGUGCCGCCGUUAUCACCUUAUCCUGAUAUGAAGUUUUCGUCUGGGUGUAUAGUUGGUUAGAUAAAGGGCUUCUAACGGUGUUUGGUUACUAAAUUCAUUUUAUUUAUUGAUUAUUUUUAUGAUUUUGGAUUUCAGUCAUUUCACUUUGUUCGUUUACUAGGGUAGUUAGUGUAGUUUCUACUAAAAAGGACAAAGCUCAUUAUAUCAUUGUUUGUAGUGGGUUCGUUAUUGUAAUUUCUAAGUAUUUUGUAUUGUUGUUAAAUAAAUUUGGUGAGACUAAAGUAUAAGUA
Helianthus annuus (common sunflower) is the source of this 2547-nucleotide messenger RNA. RefSeq names its product ethylene-responsive transcription factor 5. NCBI's taxonomy places the organism in Eukaryota, Viridiplantae, Streptophyta, Magnoliopsida, Asterales, Asteraceae. Gene Ontology annotation, biological process: ethylene-activated signaling pathway; regulation of DNA-templated transcription. The transcript has a single exon. The record is from RefSeq and is a predicted model, not a curated record. Bases 1658 to 2317 code for a protein of 219 amino acids. Gene Ontology annotation, molecular function: DNA-binding transcription factor activity; DNA binding.